Fraxinus pennsylvanica is the source of this 1140-nucleotide messenger RNA. NCBI's taxonomy places the organism in Eukaryota, Viridiplantae, Streptophyta, Magnoliopsida, Lamiales, Oleaceae. The record is from the annotation of a GenBank genome assembly.
AUGGAAAUGGUAAAUGAAGAAACUGGAGAUCCAACUCUUAGUAGUGGUAUUUAUCAUGAAAAUGAGACUGAAGUUGUAAUUACAUCGAAGGUUGAGGGGGAAAGCAAUGGGAAUGUGAUUUUUUCUAGGGAAGCUCCACUUGAACGACUACUGGAGUACAAUGGAGAUGAAGUUCUGAAGGCAAAAGCUAAAACAAAGGUUAGUGCAACAGUAAUUUGUGUUCCUUCCCCUUUUAAGGCUAAAAUUAUUCUGGAGGCUAAGGUAGAUUUGGCUAUUUGCAUCACUGAGAGAAUCCCUCAGCAUGGCAUGGUUAUUGUCAAGGCUUCUCUCAACAAGCAGUCAAAAACUCAGCUCAUAGGUCCAAACUAUCGUAGAAUUAUCAAGCCUGGGGAGUGUAAGAAUGGAAUUAUGCCUGAAUACAUUUACAAACCAGGACAUAUUGAAAUUAUCUCACGAUCUGGCACACUAACUUAUGAAGCGAUUUUUCAAACUACUGUCGUCAACCUUAGACAGUCAACAUGUGUCGGAAUUGGUGCGGACACUUUCAAUGGAAUGAAACUUGAUUAUUGCAUAGAAAAAUUCCUUGCCAAUCCUCAUACAGAAAGUGGUAUCAAAAAUCCCAUUGGUGCUUCCAUUGAGAGUUGUAAUCAUCACAUAUGGCAAGCUAUAAGAGCAUCAUCUACAUCGUCAGAUUAUCUAGAUGAUUACACUGGUGGUGUAUAUCACCGGCAAGAUGGUGCUAUUGUAGCAAAUAAUCCUAUUAAUUUUACCGUACAAGAAGCACAACUAUUGUGGCAUCAUGCUAAAAUUGAUUUCUUAGUUUCAAUUUGGUGCGGGUCCAUUCCAACCAAAGUUCAUAGGGGUGGUUGGCAUUAUUUAGACACUGGACAAGUUUUGAUUGGGAAUGCGUACUGUGUUGAUCGUGUGGAGAAAGCUCUGAGCGCAUUGCUUCUUAUGCUGCCUAGUGUACAUUAUUUUCGAUUCAGUCAUGUUGAUGAUCACUGUGGUAUAGAACUCUAUGAAACGGAUCCAAUAAUUUGGCUAAAGCUAGAGGAUGCUUCAGAAGAGUACACAGUUCAAAAUCAGGUCCAAGAAGAUGAAAUGAAUGAGACAUAUGCCCCUCUUGCAUUACCUGCUUAA